Drosophila montana is the source of this 3162-nucleotide messenger RNA. It is a transcript of the gene smid, whose product is annotated as nuclear valosin-containing protein-like smid. Lineage: Eukaryota; Metazoa; Arthropoda; Insecta; Diptera; Drosophilidae. Gene Ontology annotation, molecular function: RNA binding; preribosome binding; ATP binding. Gene Ontology annotation, cellular component: nucleus. The coding region runs from base 102 to 2948 and encodes 948 amino acids. The record is from RefSeq and is a predicted model, not a curated record. Gene Ontology annotation, biological process: ribosome biogenesis. The transcript is spliced from 9 exons.
CACUUCUUCUUCUUUCCAAGCGUCGGCGUCGUAUUUUUAGCGGUUAACGCGAAAUAAUUCUCGUGUGAAUUUUGGCAGUUCUUAAUUUGCCCACACAGAAUAUGAAGAAAAUCAAACCACUACUGCACGACCAUUUAAUAACUAAUCGUGUUAAGCAGUAUUUGGAAGAGCACAUUGACGAAACCUACUUGGAUGUGAAGCAGAUGACCAAAGAGUUGAUGCGCAAAUAUCCUGAAUAUUCUCGUCGCAAAUUUGGACCAUUCAGACAACUUGUGCAUCAAGCAUUUUCUAUUGUUUCCGACAGCUAUAACUUGGAUAAGGCGAGCAGCUCAGACGACGACGAAGACGAACUAUCUGACGAAACAGACGCGCCCAAUAAUAGCAUCAUGAAUAACUUAAUGCAGGGAUUGUACAACAAUACAACAACAGUUCGCAUAGCGCCAUCCACAAAGCCGACGAGCAGCGAGCCAAUUGACAUUUCUAGCGGGGAUGAAAACGAUGACGGGCCCAUAAGUCCGGCAAAUGGUGGUGGAACUGGUGCCCUCGUCAUAGCGCCCGCUAAAGCGAUGAAGCGUCCGCUGGACGCCGGCCAGUCGCCGGCUGGCGUACAGGCCAAGAAAUCCUCCCGUCAAGAUGGCAUGCCGGGCGUUAAUUCCGCAACGGGUCAAAUGACGCCCAAGAAGUUUGUGGCCGUUACGGCUAGCCUGGGCAAGGGCAACUCUGAGGCUGGACCCAGCAAAGAGCCGCCGCAUCAUGGACCACCGCAUGGCUAUCAACAGCAUCAGCAGCAUUCACAAUAUCAGCAGCAGCAUUCGCGCGACUUUUCCGAUCGCGGUCAGAUGCGUGUGCGCAAAUACAAAAAGGAACUGGAGAUCGCACGCACCUCAGAGAGUUUCCGUGAUAUUGGUGGCAUGGAUGGCACACUCAAAGAACUGUGCGAAAUGCUCAUACAUAUCAAAUCACCCGAAUUUUAUUUCCAACUCGGUUUGCUGCCCUCACGUGGCCUUCUGCUCCACGGACCGCCGGGCUGUGGCAAAACCUAUCUGGCACGCGCUAUUGCGGGCCAAUUGAAAAUGCCACUGCUGGAGGUGCCUGCCACCGAGCUGAUUGGCGGCAUUUCUGGCGAGUCCGAGGAGCGUAUACGCGAUGUCUUCGAUCAGGCCAUUGAUAAUUCGCCGUGCGUGCUCUUUAUUGAUGAAAUCGAUGCCAUUGCCGGCAAUCGUCAAUGGGCCUCCAAGGAUAUGGAACGUCGCAUUGUUUCACAGCUCAUAACCAGUUUGGAUCAGCUGAAGGCCACCGAGUUUGGCCAAUCUGUGGUGGUUAUUGCGGCCACAACGCGUCCGGACACACUGGAUCCGGGUCUGCGGCGCAUCGGACGCUUUGAUCAUGAAAUCGCCAUACACAUUCCUUCGCGCAAGGAGCGCCGUGAGAUCUUACGCAUUCAGUGCGAGGGUCUGUCCGUUGAUCCCAAGCUCAACUACGAUAAAAUUGCCGAACUGACGCCCGGCUAUGUGGGCGCCGAUCUGCUGGCCUUGGUCUCGCGUGCCGCCACCAUUGCCGUCAAGCGGCGUUCGAUGAAGAAGUUCCGGGAGUUGCACGCAGCCAGCGAACUGAACAUGACCACUGUCACGCUGGACGACGAUGAACCCAUCGAUCCCAAGCCGGAUGAGCAGGCAAAGAAGAAGACAGCUGAUGUUGAUAAACCCAGCGCGGAUGCCGACAAGCCCAGUUCGGAAAUUGAGGAUAAGCCAAGCUCGGAAGCCGAAAAGCCUGAAGCCACAAAUGGCGAAAAGGCAAAUGAUGUGAGCGAAGCUGCUGUUCCCAUGGACGUAGAAGACAAAGGGGAUGCUGCUCCAGCAGAAGCAGCAGAACCUGAGCCCAAGCAGAAAGCCGAAACUAUUGCUAAGUCGCCCGUCGAAGCUGAUGAUUUUUACGAGCCCACGUUGGCCGAGUUGACGAAUUUCCUGGACAAUCCGCCCGAGGAAUUUUCCGAUCCGCAUUUCUGUCUGACAUUGGAUGACUUUAUGGCGGCCGUUAAGGUCAUGCAGCCGUCGGCCAAGCGUGAAGGCUUCAUCACUGUGCCGGACACCACCUGGGAGGAUAUUGGCUCCUUGCAUGACAUACGCGAAGAGCUGAAGCUGGCUGUGCUGGCGCCCGUCAAGUAUCCGGAGAUGCUGGCACGCCUCGGCCUCGAGGCGCCAUCGGGUGUGCUGCUCUGCGGCCCGCCCGGCUGCGGCAAAACUUUGCUGGCCAAGGCCAUUGCCAACGAGGCGGGCAUUAAUUUUAUAUCCGUCAAAGGACCCGAAUUGAUGAACAUGUAUGUGGGCGAGAGCGAGCGUGCGGUGCGCGCUUGCUUCCAACGCGCCAGAAACUCGGCGCCCUGCGUCAUCUUCUUUGAUGAGUUCGAUUCGCUGUGCCCCAAGCGCUCGGAUGGCGGCGAUGGCAACAAUUCCGGCACGCGUAUUGUCAAUCAGCUGCUCACCGAAAUGGAUGGCGUUGAGGAGCGCAAAGGUGUCUAUGUACUGGCGGCCACCAAUCGACCGGACAUUAUUGAUCCGGCCAUAUUGCGUCCGGGCCGCUUGGAUACUAUAUUGUAUGUGGGUUUGCCGCAGGAGCAGGAGCGUGUGGACAUACUUAAAGCCACCACCAAGGAUGGCAAACGUCCGGUGCUGGCUGAUGAUGUCAAUUUGGAGGAGCUGGCCGCACAAACCGAUGGCUACACGGGCGCCGAUUUGGCCGGUCUGGUGAAGCAGGCUUCGAUGUUUUCGCUGCGCCAAUCGCUGAACAACGGCAACACCAAAGUCGAUGAACUGUGCGUGUGCAAACAGCAUUUCGAGGAGGCGCUCAAGCAGCUGCGUCCCUCGGUUAGCGAGCAGGAUCGCAAGGUGUACGAGAAGCUGCGUCAGAAGUAUGCAGCACCGCGUGUGCCGUCGCUUGAGACCAAGUGAAUACCUCAAUGCUUGGCACUGUUGUACUAGUAUUUAAGAGAUCACACACACACACACACACACACAAUCGGAAAGAUUGCGCAUAUUCCUCAUUUGAUUUAGAAUGUACAAAAUCCAGUCCAAAUGGAGCAACCAAAUACGGAGAAACACACACAACACACAAAUACAGAAUAAAAAUGCCCAAGCGAAAUAAACUUUGGGACCAAGCCCAGGA